Molecule: messenger RNA, 1638 nt
Organism: Prunus armeniaca (apricot)
Lineage: Eukaryota; Viridiplantae; Streptophyta; Magnoliopsida; Rosales; Rosaceae
Source: the annotation of a GenBank genome assembly
AUGGAGGAAUCUCUGCAAAUUCAGAGGUUGGAGGAAGCUCCUUCGGCCAGAAACUUCGAGUCUCGGAUCGAAUCCACGAACUUUCCCGCUGUUUUCAAUGGCUGCGUUAAGGAUUGGAAAGCUUUCUCCAAAUGGAAUCCAUCGAAUGGCGGCCUCGACUAUUUGCAGGAACGAGUCGGAUUGUGUGUUGUGGAGGCUAUGCUAUCUAGUUCUGCACCUGUCUUCUACGGUGAUCUUAGAAGCCAUGAGAGGGUACCGCUGCCAUUUUCUGCCUUCAUUGGUCUGUGUAAGCAACGCAUGCGUCAUUCAGAGGAUGGUUCUGGUGUUUGUUUUGAAUCAGAACAGCGUGCACUAUUGGAGCCUGUAUCUGAGUAUGACCGUAAGCCCUAUGAGGAUGCUACUCAACAAAUAUAUUUAGCACAGGUACCAAUAAUCAAUACUGAAAAUGAAGAGAGGGUUCAGUUAGAAUCUUUGCGGGAGGAUAUCCAAAUGCCUGUAUUUUUGGAGGAUAAAGUACUAGCUUCUACAAACCUGUGGAUGAACAAUGCUCAAGCUAGAUCAAGCACUCACUAUGAUCCACACCAUAACCUUCUCUGCAUAGUUUCUGGCUGCAAACAAGUGGUUUUAUGGCCUCCUUCAGCAAGUGCUAUGUUAUACCCUAUGCCAAUAUAUGGGGAGGCAUCAAAUCAUAGUUCCGUUCCUUUAGAGAACCCAGACUUUUCAAAUUAUCCAAGAGCACAAUGUUUAAUGGAGUACUCGCAGAAGGUUAUUCUUCACGCAGGUGACGCGCUUUUCAUUCCUGAAGGCUGGUUCCACCAGGUAGACAGUGAUGAUCUGACCAUUGCUGUCAACUUUUGGUGGCAGUCCAACAUAGUGUCAAACAUGUCAGAACACAUGGAUGCAUAUUAUCUGCGCAUAAUAUUAAGAAGAUUGACAGAUAAAGAAAUGAACCGAGUGCUGCCUAAAUCUUCUUUAGCUGAAAUGGAGAACAAGAAAAAGCAUACAUGUGUGGUGCUUAAUAAUGGAGGAGUAGAUCAGAAUGACAAUGAUUUGGAUCAGGCAUGUGAGAGAAAGGAUCUUAAAGGGAAGGAACUAGAGCAAAGAACCAUGUCGCAUGAACUGGAACCCCUCGCUAUCCAUGCUCUUCAUGAACUUGUUUCUUUAGUUCACCAUUGUGUUAAUGCUGCUGAGCUAAGACGACCAGUGCAAUCCACUUCAACAACUGAUUCUGCAGCUAGUGUGAAAGAUGAAUUCACCAAAGUUGUGAGAGCAAAUUCAUUUAGUUUGGAAGAUGACCCAGUUGCUAAAAUUAUUUGGGCUCUUCAACCGUGCACUUUUAGAAAUGUAUUUCUGGCCAUGGUGAAAAAUUUCCCAAGAACUCUGGAGGCUUUAAUACUGCACUUGCUUUCACCAGUGGGAGCGGAAGUGUUUACAUGUAAAUUUGAAGAAAUGGAUCAACAGAUCACUGAGGAAGAUCGGAACAGAUUCUACCAAGUUUUCUAUGGGGCAUUUGACGACCAAUUCGCUGCGAUGGAUGCAAUUCUAAACGGGAAAGAAUUAUUUGCACUCCAGGCAUACAAGAAUGUGUUAGAUAAGUAUUUGGGAGUGGAUUGGGGUGGGCCAAAACCCGGGGUCUGA